GGUGCCAACUGCAAUACGACGGUUUUUAGUAGCAUCUGUUCUCCUCUUCUUUAAAAUCUAGGGUUUUGGGUCGGGGUAGACGAAGACGACAACAUGGGAAGAUCAAAGAGGAUCGCAAGGCAGAACACCAGCACAGCCGCCCUCACCGCCCUACCGAAUCCCACCGUCACCAUUUCAGACCUUCCAAACCACAUCGUGUGCGACAUCCUAUCUCGACUCCCUCUCAACUCCAUCUCCACCUGCAAGCGAGUUUGCAAGGCCUGGCGCGACCUCACCCUCGAACCCUGCUUCGCCAAGUUGCAUCUCUCUAGGUUUCCUCUCAGCCGCAUCUUCUACCGCUACGGUCCUGCUAUAAACUCCCCUUCCCACUUCGAAAUUCUCCAACUCCACGAUCACGGUCCCGCUGAUUUCUAUCACCACUUCACCACCACGAAGUUCAGAACUGGAAUCUGCUUCCCUCAUACGCGUAUUAUUCAUAUGGUAGACUCGUGUAAUGGGUUGAUUUUGUUGGCGAAUUACCCAUCUCGAGACCUUCUUAUUGUGUGCAACCCACUUAGGGCACAACAUUUUAUUCUUCCUAAACCUCUGAAAUUGGCACCACCGAUGCUCGAUGGUUAUUGUGGAUUUGGGUUUGGGCAUUGUACAGAGACUGAUCAGUACAAGGUGUUAAGAUAUAUUUUUACUUAUGAGCCGACUAGAUUGUUGGACAUUGACAUUUAUACACUUGGGAUUGAUGAUGAAUGGAGGAGCCUUGGAGACACUGCACAGCCACCCGCUAUUUUUACAUCAAAUCUAGUUUUUCUGAAUGGGGCUCUUCACUGGAUGGGCUUUCAAGAUUCUUGGCUCAUUUGCUUUUUCGAUAUCGAGAAAGAGCAGUUCGGGAGCUUCCCCUUGCCUUCUCACAUUGGAGAUGCGUGCCAGUAUCUUGGGGUUGUAGACAAUUGGUUGUACAUUCGCAAUGAGCCCUUUGGUGCACAGAAAUUUUGGAUGAUGAAAGAUUACGGAGAUUUUGGGUCUUGGACUUUGGAAUUUGUCGUUGAAAUUUUAGAUGUUGAAGGAUUACAGAAAUUUGUGAAGCCACUAAAAUUUUUGAAAGAUGGAAGCUUGUUGAUGACGCUCCAUGAGUGUACUGUAGGAAUAUAUAGAAAGGGGCCAAAGGAGGAUGAGAUUACUCUAGCAUCUUACAAUCCACAAACAAGAGUGUUGAAAAAGAUUAAGCAUCAUGGCACCUUACCAUGGGGUGCUCCAUAUGCUUUUGUACCAUGCUUCUUCUCUCCAAUGGAUGCUUUGACAUGACAAUAUUAACAUCUUUGAGUUAAGUGUCAGGAAAUUGCUUCGAAGAGGUUUCUCUAUUUUGCUUUCAGGAGGAGUGGUUUUCCAUCAGUGCCUCGAAAUUGCUUCGGAUAGAUCUCUUUGUUAUUAUGUUUUUACUUCUCCUUAGGUGAUAUGUUACGGCUUACUUUCGUAAAUGUUAUGCCUUGUUAUGGUUAGGGGUACAUAUGGUAUGCACAUUUGUAGGUGUUAUGACUUUGUGGUGAAAUGUUAUGCCUCUUUUUUGUUCAGAAUUUUACGUCUCUUUGUGGUGAA
Molecule: messenger RNA, 1587 nt
Organism: Rhododendron vialii
Lineage: Eukaryota; Viridiplantae; Streptophyta; Magnoliopsida; Ericales; Ericaceae
Product: F-box/kelch-repeat protein At3g23880-like
Exons: 2
Coding region: 94-1296 (400 amino acids)
Molecular function (GO): protein binding
Source: RefSeq, a predicted model, not a curated record